Molecule: messenger RNA, 1088 nt
Organism: Acanthaster planci (crown-of-thorns starfish)
Lineage: Eukaryota; Metazoa; Echinodermata; Asteroidea; Valvatida; Acanthasteridae
Product: ficolin-1-like
Source: RefSeq, a predicted model, not a curated record
CAUGUAAGUAAACUGUGACCGAUACACAUUACAUGUAAAUGUACACAUGUACAUGUGUGUCUUCUCAAUCAAAGGUUUUCCAGUUCCGCCACGACGGUAAUGACAGUUUUCUCCGCGACUGGGACGAUUACCGACUUGGGUUUACCAGCCCUCAUGGCAGCAUCCUGUGGCUUGGAAACGAGAACCUGCAUAGGCUGACGUCCUCCGGCUCAUGGGUGUUAGGGGUGCUGCUGGUUGACUGGGCAGAUGAAGCACGGUCUUCUUUUUAUUGGAACUUCAGAGUGUCGGAUGAGUCACAAGGCUACAGGUUGAACAUCGAUAGCUAUCUCUCCAUUGAUGGAGAUGCUGGAGAUUCCUUGAGCAUGCACAACGGUGCCAAGUUCUCCACCUGGGACAAAGACAACGAUGUGUCGGACGUUAACUGUGCUAGUCUCUACAGUGGAGGCUGGUGGUUCACCGACUGCUUGGACUCAAACCUCAACGGCGAAUACUUUGGGACUGGGAACCAUACUUCAGCUUUAACCAACCAGGGGAUUAUCUGGUCCUCUUGGAAAGGCAGACAUUACUCUGUUAGGCAAACCAUGAUGUUUUUGAUAAACAACGGCAGUGAGGUGUUUGUUUGAUCCAAAUCCUGAAUGUUACCAAUAUGCACUUCGAGUUGGUGGCGGGACUUUCUCGAAUUCCGUGGUUCCCAAUUAUUUAGCACUUGAAUUCUUUCUUGUGAUAAAAGUAUAGGCUCUUCAGAAGCACAUCAUUAGAGAGGUAUAUGUAUACAAGUAAUGCAUGAAGGCAGAAAACUUAGAGGGCAAAGGCUUAGUGUCACUAGGACAGGCCCAAGUUCAGGGUAUACAUGUACAUGUACAUGUACAUGUACCUUUGGUGCAUGUACUGUAACUAAACUAAAAUAACCAAGAACAGGCUGAGUCAAUUCGAAUAAUUUACUUUUCGAAUAUUCGACCUUCAAUUCGAUCAAAUAUCCAAAUAUUUGGUCGUACCGACCAGCAGGUUGUUGAUGAAUAUACUAAAUAACACACACAGUUGGACAUUAUAAUCACUUUAAUAGCUUCUCACAUCUAGGAGUAUCUCCA